AUGGCGGAUCAAGAAGAUGAUACACAUGAUGCAGAAGAGGACGAACAUCAGUUAAAACGUGUAAGAGACUGGAUUAGCUCUAGCCACAUUGACAAUAUUGAACUGACUGAUGUUCUCUCUAGCUUCCCGGACAUAUCAGUGGCUCUGACUGAAGAAAUCAUGGAUAAACUUGUAAACCAAAAUAUACUGUCAAGAACGGGAAAGGAUUCUUACUCCAUCAGCAAGAUGAAGGCAAUUGUCGUGAAGGAAGAGAUACAAGUAAACCAAGUUGAUGAGAAAGUUCAGCGAGGGAAUGAUGAAGACUACUUGUACUUGAAGGCUCUUUAUCAUGUCCUUCCACUGGAUUAUGUUACAAUAUCUAAACUUCAAAGUAAGCUGGAAGGAGAGGCAAAUCAGGCAACUGCGCGUGAACUGCUCGAUAAGAUGGCUUGUGAUGGAUAUGUGGAAGCCAAGAACAAACCAAGAUUAGGUAAACGUGUCAUUCGAUCCGAAUUAACUGACAAGAAGCUAUUUGAGGUCAAGAAUGUUUUGGAGAUCAAGUUAUCGGCGAUGGAGAUAAGUGAACCUCAAAACAUAUCAACCUGCGGUGGUCUCCACUCUGUUGGUUCUGAUCUUACUAGAACUCGAGAAAGAUCAGUUGAUACUCAGCAGAAUGGGUCGUCUAGAAUUCAGGAGCAACUUGGAAACAACACACCCAUUCGUGGAAAUGAGCGUCAAGGGAGAGUGGUAUACCAGGGAUCGAUAAGCGAAAUGGUAUGGAUGGGAGAGGAUUCAGUAACUGUCGUGAGGGUGAUAAUACCUUCUGUAGUCGUCCCAGUCAGGAAAAGCGCUCCAGGAAAACUAGCACGGUGAAAGAGCCCAAAUCUCAAGGUGGUGGCGCGUUGUAGUAAUAGAUUAUUGAAAUAAAAAAAGAGGAAUAGCACAAAGUUCUGGUGAAUAAAAAUGACCUGAUAACUAAGUUGUAUAUCUGCUUACAGUUCAGAACCUUUGUUGUUAAUGUAAUACAUACAUUAGAUAUCUCUGUCUAAUUGCCUGUUUAAGUAAAUGAAAUGUUUGGCCGCUUAGUAA
This is a messenger RNA of Papaver somniferum (opium poppy), 1068 nucleotides long. Its product is annotated as meiosis-specific protein ASY1-like. NCBI's taxonomy places the organism in Eukaryota, Viridiplantae, Streptophyta, Magnoliopsida, Ranunculales, Papaveraceae. The coding region runs from base 1 to 852 and encodes 283 amino acids. The transcript is spliced from 10 exons. The record is from RefSeq and is a predicted model, not a curated record.